CAUCGUCGCGGUCAUAUCCAAAGAAUUUCUGUCCUUCGCCAUCGCAUAGUGUAUUACCUCCCAGAUCGGUCCACCCACUCACUCUAUCAUCAUGUCCGACGACGAGAACCUCUCCAUCUACGAUGAAAUCGAAAUCGAGGAUAUGACCUUUGACGAGGCGCUGCAGAUGUACCACUACCCGUGUCCCUGUGGCGAUCGAUUCCAGAUCCAACUCGACGACCUCCGCGACGAAGAAGAUAUUGCCGUCUGCCCGAGCUGCAGCCUGAUGAUCCGCGUCAUCUUCGACUUGGAUGACCUCCCUAAGCCUCCGCCGUCUGGCGAUUCGGGGUCCCAGAUUCCCAUCGCCGCCCGAGAACAUCGAGAAUAAGAUACACCUCCAAGACAACAUGUGAUGCUCAGCACAGCGGAAAUCUCCGCUCAGGGCAUCACUUCACGCUUCGCUUUGCGCGCGAUUCCCAUAUUCAGGUUCGCACUGCGCCCUUGACCUGUGCUACACAUGUGUACACCCGUACACGAUAGUAUUCCCACAGGGCUAGAGCAGCGAAUUUUGCCAAGGACUUGGUCAGACUUCCUAGCCUGUUGAUGCGGUCGGGCGUUCGGCGCUGCGAGAUGUCUGUUGGGUCUAGUUGAGGGCACAGAAGACCGGCUGCUGUUCGGCAAGGUCGCACACUCCCGAUCGCAGAGACCUAAAGGAUGUCUUAUCAGUGUGUCUGAGGGACAUGUCUGGCGUUGCGUGGCCUGCAUCAUGCGGCUACGGAAAUCACACACUUGACACGGAAUAGAGCAGAUAACAUGUAUCCAUUCGGUAGUUGAAACAUUUAUCAUUACCAUCGAAAGCA
Molecule: messenger RNA, 839 nt
Organism: Emericellopsis atlantica
Lineage: Eukaryota; Fungi; Ascomycota; Sordariomycetes; Hypocreales; Bionectriaceae
Product: diphthamide biosynthesis protein
Exons: 2
Coding region: 92-367 (91 amino acids)
Biological process (GO): protein histidyl modification to diphthamide
Molecular function (GO): metal ion binding
Source: RefSeq, a predicted model, not a curated record